Messenger RNA from Sabethes cyaneus, 1436 nucleotides. Its product is annotated as O-glucosyltransferase rumi homolog. The transcript is spliced from 2 exons. Bases 141 to 1352 code for a protein of 403 amino acids. The record is from RefSeq and is a predicted model, not a curated record. Gene Ontology annotation, cellular component: endomembrane system. Lineage: Eukaryota; Metazoa; Arthropoda; Insecta; Diptera; Culicidae. Gene Ontology annotation, molecular function: UDP-glucosyltransferase activity; UDP-xylosyltransferase activity. Gene Ontology annotation, biological process: positive regulation of Notch signaling pathway; protein O-linked glycosylation.
CUGUUUUGCUUCCAGUCCAGCUAAAGAAAAGAAAGCAAAGCGCUUGUAAACAAUUUUCUAUUCGCUCAAACAUUCCUGUUGAUCUCUAGAAUUUCAUUCAUUUUGUGAUAUAAAUCAGUAGAAACAUUUAGUUUAAUAUCAUGCUGUACAACUAUUAUAGUUUAGUAUUAUUAUUGCUGUCCGUACGAACCGGAUUCACCGGUGAAGAUGUGUGCAAACCCCAAACGUCGUGCUCGAAGGAACCAUCUGAAGAAACACAAUCCACCCAUCUGUACAAAUCAGCUGACAAUAAAAUAAUAUCGCUAAUCGAGCAAGCCCUAGCAAAUUACGCACCCUGCCAGAAGGCCAACUGCUCGUGUCACGCCGAUGUUCUCAAGGCUGACCUGCGGCCGUUCCGAUCCGGUAUCAGCCACCAUAUGGUCGAGCGAGCCGCAACAUUCGGCACCAAAUAUCAAAUCAUCGACCGCCGGCUGUUUCGGCAGAAGGAUUGCAUGUUUCCGGCUCGCUGCUCCGGGGUGGAACACUUCAUUAAACCCCAUCUGAGCGGUCUACCCAACAUGGAACUGAUCGUCAACUGCCGUGAUUGGCCACAAGUCAACCAACACUGGGGUCACCAGGAAAAACUGCCCGUGCUUUCGUUCAGUAAAACUGAAGACUACCUGGACAUAAUGUACCCAACGUGGGCCUUCUGGGAGGGAGGUCCGGCUAUUUCUCUGUACCCAACCGGCCUGGGACGGUGGGACCAGCAUCGCAGCUCGAUUGGGAAAAUUGCACAGCAACAGUGGCCGUGGGAUAAGAAGAAAGGAAAAGCUUUCUUCCGUGGAUCGAGAACGACAAACGAGAGGGACGCUCUGGUUUUACUGUCCCGCCGGAAGCCGGAACUGGUUGAUGCUCAGUAUACGAAGAAUCAAGCGUGGAAAUCACCUGAAGACACGCUGAAUGCGGAACCAGCAAAGGAGGUGCGCCUGCAGGAUCACUGUCAGUAUAAAUUUUUAUUCAAUUUCAGAGGAGUUGCGGCUAGUUUUCGCUUCAAGCAUCUCUUCCUGUGUAAGUCUUUGGUGUUCCAUGUAGGCCACGAGUGGCAGGAAUUUUUCUAUCCUUCCCUAAAACCAUGGGUGCACUACGUGCCGGUCAAGGUGAACGCGGGUCAAGAUGAGCUGGAGGAACUGAUUCGAUUUUUUGUGGAGCAUGACCAUCUGGCACAGGAAAUAGCCGCUCGUGGUUUCGAGCACAUUUGGAAUCACCUGGAUAUGAAGGAUGUCCAGUGUUACUGGAAAAGGCUGCUAAGGAGGUACGGUAAACUUGUCAAGUACGAAGUGCAACGGGAUGUCGAUUUGAUCGAAAUAUUUUAAGACAAAUCGUAAGACGCUAAGUGUUUUAUACAGUUAAGAUUGACUUCUAACGAUUCUCUUGCUGCAUUUGUAUUUGAAAUAAAU